Messenger RNA from Tribolium castaneum (red flour beetle), 531 nucleotides. Its product is annotated as cuticle protein 6. The record is from RefSeq and is a predicted model, not a curated record. Bases 129 to 479 code for a protein of 116 amino acids. Gene Ontology annotation, cellular component: chitin-based extracellular matrix. The transcript is spliced from 2 exons. Gene Ontology annotation, molecular function: structural constituent of chitin-based larval cuticle. NCBI's taxonomy places the organism in Eukaryota, Metazoa, Arthropoda, Insecta, Coleoptera, Tenebrionidae.
GUCAACUCGAAAAAUGCACUUGCAGCAAAGAAAGUGCCACCAAAUCGCCUCAUUAGGCCCCGAAAUGGUAUAAAUACCACCGGGCGUCAUGUCUCAUUUAUCACAACCGAACUCACCACCACUCAACAAUGAAAAUUUCGGCAGUUUUGCUCGUUUUGGUGGCUGCGGCCGUUGCCAAACCUGUGGACCAACAUGUGGCUGUAACCCAAGACACUGCCGGUAAUUACAAAAUUUCGCUCAAUGUGGAUGGACAAUCCCGAGCAGAACAAGGCAAUGCCGAUGGGACUGUGAGUGGUAGUUAUUCGUACAUUGACGCCAACGGUGUUCUACAGACUGUGCAAUACACGGCUGGUCCAGAUGGUUUCCGGGCUACCGGAAAUAAUCUUCCUGUCGCUCCCAUCGAUCAUAACGUUCCGGUCGGGGAGGCGGGAGAUGUGAGCAAUACGCUUUUGCAGCAAGGGCUGCCAGGAUUUGCCUAAUUUAUUUUUUAUUUAUGUGGUUUUGUAAUAAUAAAUGAUACGUUUGGAAAAA